Phytophthora infestans T30-4 is the source of this 711-nucleotide messenger RNA. RefSeq lists its product as uncharacterized. The record is from RefSeq and is a predicted model, not a curated record. Lineage: Eukaryota; Oomycota; Peronosporomycetes; Peronosporales; Peronosporaceae. The coding region runs from base 1 to 711 and encodes 236 amino acids. The transcript has 2 exons.
AUGCACGGCCACGCUCCUUGCUGCUCCACGAUCAAGUACGCUGUGAUGAAUACCGAAGAUGUUGGUUGGACGAACGACACAUUGCAGCACAAAUACUGUGACUAUGCUCUCUCCACAAUCGUUGUCACACAUUCCAUGGGUGGACUCGUCAUGGCUCACGCUCUGGCUACGGGGAAGUGUCGGUUCAGUGACACGACCUCGUGGGUGUCACUAAGUCCCCCGAUGGCUGGCAGUAUGGCUGUGGACUAUCUCAUGGGUGCAUGUCAUAAUGAAAAAAGCGAUAUUACAGAGUGGCUCUUCGACUUGGUCGGCCAGUGUCCCUCAACCACGGCGCGCAAAUCAACUAUUUACGAGGGUGGAGAGUUCAGCUCCCCGUCUAUUGAUGCCGCUUAUGCGGCUGCGCAAAAAGCGUAUCGCGAAAAUGUAGCAGCCGCCAUGUGCAGUGACAGCUAUGUCGGACUCUUCUCGACGUAUCAAGCCACGUGUAUCCUUGCGGGAACGAUGAUCCCUCACAAGUCCAAGAAGAACGACGGUCUCGUUGAAUUCGAUAGCUGUCUGGGUGGCCUUGAUGAGAACCUCUUCGGUAAUCACUACUUGGAUACAUUCUACAGACCGAAACUAAACCACGCUGAUACGGCAUUUCUAAAUGGUGAUGGCAUUCUCAAGAAUUCACAGAAACCAAGGAAGUGGUUUGAGUGUCUGCAGUUGUAG